AUGGAGAACAACACAACAGCUGAGUUUGUCUGCAACCACACGGAUGCAUGGGAGUGGGUUUACACCAUGCAGCCUGCCUAUAUGUCGAUCAUCUGUCUUCUGGGAGUAAUCGGCAACUCCUUCGUGCUUUGCGUCCUCUGUCUUCAGAAGCGGAGAAGUUCUGUUGCUGACAUCUACCUGAGCAAUCUGGCAGCAGCUGAUCUCCUCAUGGUUUCCUGUCUGCCGUUCUGGGUAUCAACUAUAAUCAACAAGUUCCACUGGAGAUUUGGGGAGUUCAUGUGCCAGCUUGUCAAUAUUGUCAUUGGGAUGAAUUAUUAUUGUAGUGUGUUGUUCCUUACUGUUGUGAGUAUGGACAGAUAUAUGGCUCUCACUAAACCAUUGUCCCAAGGAAGGCAGAGGCAGGCUUUCUGGGCACAUGGAAUUUGUGUAACCAUUUGGAUUGUUGGUAUCUUCCUCAGUUUUCCUGCUGUUCUUUUCCGCUCUGUGCAGUUCUUCCCCCAUCUGGGCAUUGAUGCAUGCUACCUAGACUACCCUCAUGAAGGGUGGCGAUUGCGGUACAACAUAACUGUGAACAUAGUCUGCUUUCUCAUUCCUGUCCCAGUUGCAUUGUUCUGUAGUUACCACAUUAUUAAAGUCAUUCUAAAGAGACAGAAGAUGAGAAGAAGCAACCGCGGGAGUGCGGAGAGGAAGGCAGCGUACCUUGUGCUUAUUGUUUUGGCUGUGUUCAUUCUCUGCUGGCUGCCUUACCAGAUUCUGAUCUUCUUUGACACCUUGGAUCACUAUGAGGUCAUCUCUGGAUGCACGUGGGCAUAUGUGCUGGACAUUGGCAACCAGUUAGCUACGUACCUUGGCUACAGCAACAGUGCAUUGAAUCCUUUCUUGUAUGUGAUUGUUGGGAAGAACUUUAGGGAGCGGGCAAGGGAAGUGUUUAAACCCCUUCAGUGCAGGAGGAAAGACCAGCGUGAUGCAUCUGGUCAUGGUAAUGCCAAUCUCAUCUCAAGUAAACAAACAGAGAGCACAAAAAUCUAA
Messenger RNA from Neolamprologus brichardi, 1029 nucleotides. The record is from RefSeq and is a predicted model, not a curated record. Lineage: Eukaryota; Metazoa; Chordata; Actinopteri; Cichliformes; Cichlidae.